This is a messenger RNA of Rotaria sp. Silwood2, 897 nucleotides long. The record is from the annotation of a GenBank genome assembly. NCBI's taxonomy places the organism in Eukaryota, Metazoa, Rotifera, Eurotatoria, Philodinida, Philodinidae.
AUGAUUAUUGAUCGAUGGAAUCUUGUUACUGAAACUCCAGAAGAAUUUGUCAUGUUACGUACAUUUAAUUAUUGCAAAUAUAAAUCAAGUGUUAGGAUCUUAAUUCCAUAUGUUAAUUCUGGAUCAUAUGAGACACGAUCAACAACAACAAUAAAAGAUCAUCAUCAUCUUUUUUAUUCAGAUAUAAGAGAUUUAAGAGUAUUUUUGACAAAGACAAAAUCGAAUAUUACUUGGUCUUCUCCUUUAUAUAGUAAAGUCAAUUAUCUCUUCAUACAAAUAGGAAUAAUACUUUAUUCAUCGUUGUGGAAUAAAUUAUUGAAUACUGUUAUUUCUCGUGAAACAACUGAUGAUGAGGCACAACAAUAUGUUACUUAUCUUUCAUAUUUGGUAGAUUUAUCCAAUAUAACUGAAUUAGAAUUUUCAUCACAAUAUCGUAUAUAUCAAUGGAAAAGUAUUCAAUUUAUUUUACAAGCAUGUACAAAUGUGACUGGUAUUAGAAUUAGUACUCGAUUAUUGAUGUUAUCAAAAUUAAUCGAUAAUCCAUUACUUAUUCCAAAAUUCAAACAAAUUAAAAUGAUGAAAUUAAUAAGAGAAAAAAUUUAUUGUACAUCAAAUUUUGCAUCAAAAUUUGUUCAACGUUUUCCAUCACUUGUUAAUAUUGAACUUCAUGUAUUUUCAUUCGAUAAUUGUGUAUCUAUUAUGAAUACAUUUCUUACUUGUCUUGAAAAUUUAUUUUAUGUUAAAAUCAAUUAUUCUCAAGAUACAUUAUUCGAUGAUCCUUUUUCAUGUGAUUAUAUUAUUGAGAAGCGUCGACACAGUUUUCCUGGUAAUAUUAUUGAUGAAGAAAAAGUCAUUGUGAAGAAUAAUGAAGACGUGAUAGAAAUUUGGUUAAUAUGA